Alternaria infectoria is the source of this 558-nucleotide messenger RNA. RefSeq lists its product as uncharacterized. NCBI's taxonomy places the organism in Eukaryota, Fungi, Ascomycota, Dothideomycetes, Pleosporales, Pleosporaceae. The transcript has 2 exons. The coding region runs from base 1 to 558 and encodes 185 amino acids. The record is from RefSeq and is a predicted model, not a curated record.
AUGAAGGUUCCCUCGGCUCUGAUUGGCUUGCAAAGCCUCUCGCUAGGCGUUUUCCUCGGACAGGUCGCCGCCACGCCGCUACCUCCGAAACCUUCAAGAGCAACCGUUGCGGAUGGAACGGCGGCUCUCGAUCAGGGAACUGUGAAGGGUUUCACUGAUGACUAUGGAAACUCUGUUUUCCUCGGCAUUCCAUUUGCGCAGACAACUGGGGGACAGAACCGAUGGAAGGCUCCUAAGGACGUCAAGAAGCUGAAGAAGGGCGAGGUGCUCGAUGCCACAAAGUACGGUGCAACAUGUCCCCAGGCCAUUACCGGUACAACAUACUCCCAGCAAGAUGAAGAUUGCUUGAACCUCAACAUCUGGGCGCCAUCUUCGAACAGUAAGCUGCCACGGGCGCCGCCGAUGCCUCAUAAACCGAAUGGACCUCACCAUCCACCAGGCCCUCCAUCAGGCCCACCAGGUCCACCGGGUUCCCCACCAGGCUUGGACGCACCCGGCGGUCUUCCAGUAUUUGUCUACAUGUAUGUGAUUUUCCUGUACGAACUGUAUGUGGAGUAA